Messenger RNA from Miscanthus lutarioriparius, 1623 nucleotides. NCBI's taxonomy places the organism in Eukaryota, Viridiplantae, Streptophyta, Magnoliopsida, Poales, Poaceae. The record is from the annotation of a GenBank genome assembly.
AUGAGGACCACGGCCAGGCCGUCGUCGUCGUGGAAGCAGAGUGGCUAUGCUGCGCACGGACUAAUUCUGGGCUUCGUGCUCGUGCUUCUCUACUUGAUGGUCUCUGCACAGUUGAGCUAUAGUAACCCGCAUGAGGCAGCUUAUGCUAGCGCAACAACAAUCAGCACAGCUGAAACGGUUCCUGCAAGACGACAAAGAAGCCAUCAAGAACACGAUGCCAGGAGCACGGUAAUAGAGGAACUCGGUAGCAGCAAGGAGGUCGCGGAACCGCGCACGGAGCCAUCAACUAUUUCCCGCCACAAAGAGGCACAUGAGAGCGAUGAGAAGGAAUGGGCAGACAAAAAUCUAAUCGAGGAACAAUCAGUUGGCAACGAAAGGAACACUGACAAUUGGAACCAAACACACCAACCAACGGAGGAGGACAAUGUUGAAUUCACUGAAUUCGGGGGAGGAACCGAUGACUUCAACAAUGUCGCGCGCACCAAGCCCAUCUGCGACACGUCGUUCGGCAAAUACGACAUCUGCGAGCUGGCAGGCGACGCGCGGGCACGCGGUGGCGCCGCCGCGACGGUCACGCUUGUCUCUCCACGCGCUCCGCUCCGGGAGUGGACCAUAAAGCCCUACUCACGGAAGUACUUGGAUGGGCUCAAGGCUGUCACGGUGAGGUCCGUUUCCAUCCCAGAGCAUGCACCGCAAUGUACGACUCUGCUUAACAUCCCGGCGAUGGUGAUCGAGCUCGGCGGGCUCACCGGCAACUACUGGCACGACUUCACCGACGUGCUCGUCCCGCUCUUCAUCGGCACGCGGAGGUUCAACGGGGAUGUCCAGCUCCUCGUCGUCAACCUGCUGCCCUUCUGGGUCGACAAGUACAAGAGUAUCUUCAGCCAUCUCUCGCGCCACGAGAUCGUUGACUUCGAUAGGGACGACGGCACCGUUCGUUGCUACCCGCACGUCGUCGUCGGCUACGGCAGCCGGAAGGAGUUCACGAUCGAACCCAGUCUCGACGCCACUGGCGGCGGCUACACCAUGGUAGAUUUCACCGAGUUGUUGAGACGAGCCUACUCCCUGCCGCGCCAGCGACCGAUCAAUCUCAGUGACAAUCCUGCCGGACGGCGGCCGCGGAUGAUGAUCCUGGAGCGAACCAACAGCCGGAGGUUCAUCAACCUCCAUGAGGUCGUCGCUGCAGCGCAGGCCGCCGGAUUCAUGGUGACCGUUGCCGGCCGGCCGAGGACCAACUACGACAAGUUUGCGCGCGAAGUGAACUCCUUCGACGUGAUGUUGGGCAUCCACGGGGCCGGGUUGACCAACUGCGUGUACCUGCCCACGGGCGCCGUGCUCGUGCAGAUCGUGCCAUUUGGCCGGCUGGAGGACAUCGCCCGGGCCGACUUCGGCGACCCCGCCCGCGACAUGGGGCUCCGGUACAUCGAGUACAACAUCCAGGCCGACGAGAGCUCGCUGAUGGACGUGUUCGGGAAGGACCACCCCAUCAUCAAGGACCCCGUCGCCGUGCACAUGAGCGGGUGGCGAAACGUUGCAGAGUGGUACCUGGGGAAGCAGGAUGUGCGGAUCAACAUAGAGAGGCUCAAACCUAUCCUGAAACAGGCAAUGGAGCACCUCCGGUAG